This is a messenger RNA of Sphaerulina musiva SO2202, 480 nucleotides long. RefSeq lists its product as uncharacterized. The transcript has a single exon. Bases 61 to 444 code for a protein of 127 amino acids. The record is from RefSeq and is a predicted model, not a curated record. Lineage: Eukaryota; Fungi; Ascomycota; Dothideomycetes; Mycosphaerellales; Mycosphaerellaceae.
GUUUGUACCUGGUCGUACCGGGGUGUCUAGUGUUCAAGACUCUUGCAAAUUGAAUUUGAAAUGUACCUGGUAUCCUUGAUCCCUUGGUCUGCCUGGGAUUUUCGAAGCGAUCACUUCGGCCUCCCCGCAAAACGGAUAUGUAGCGGAUUGCAGCCUAGCUCAGGCUGCACUAUGAUGGUGUCUGCUGUCGCGUCCCGUUGCUUCUCUUAUUGCUCAAGAGGAGUUGAGAUCCGGAACAUGAAGUUGCUGUGGCCACUUCUGUCACCUACAGGUCCGCGCAAUGUGGAGCUGAUAAUUUCACCACAGAGCAACCACACUGCUUCCCAGGCUUCCCAGCGACAAGGGUGCGAUGACCAUAGAUCUACAUAUUCGCCCAUCGAGCACCGCAAGAGCGAGACCGGCUUGGCAACUUGCCAGAGACGUGGCUCAUUAUGUGCUCCCUAGAGACAGAUCAGCCGUUCUCAGUGGCUGGAGCAAUGG